Messenger RNA from Patella vulgata (common limpet), 2661 nucleotides. RefSeq names its product glycine N-acyltransferase-like protein 2. Gene Ontology annotation, molecular function: glycine N-acyltransferase activity. The record is from RefSeq and is a predicted model, not a curated record. Gene Ontology annotation, cellular component: ribonucleoprotein complex; mitochondrion. The coding region runs from base 878 to 1885 and encodes 335 amino acids. The transcript has 6 exons. Lineage: Eukaryota; Metazoa; Mollusca; Gastropoda; Patellidae. Gene Ontology annotation, biological process: ribosome biogenesis.
UGUGUACACCACGUGAUCGGUCGAUGUGAAGUGUUGGCACGAUGGGAUAUCGACUGAUGUAAGGUAGAUUAUAUACGAUCGGCAAGCGAGUGAAUAAUAUUGAAUAUUGCUUGUAAUAAGCGAGAAAGUGACUGGAUAAAAAAAGCUCUUUGAUUCUCUUCACGGAAGAAGAAUUUGUUGUUUCGCUGAGUUGAAUUAUUUGGUAGCUGAUCAGACGUUUGUUUUAAUAACUAUCACAUGUGAACCACGUGUUAUCUGUAUAUUGUACCAUAUAGUUUGUGACUGGAUAAUGUUACUGCCUGUCAUUUGUAUGGAUUUUAACACUGUACGGUUGAAUUAUUUAUAGCCGGAAAAAGCUGCAUAUUUAUACAGGUCGACUGUUUAUGGAUUUUUAAUCGAUUUGCUAUUGACAGGAACGAAUUGGAUAAUCAUCACCCGGUUUUUAAAAAGGAAGAUUCUAGAAUAUAUCCGAUGAUUAAAGACUUGCUUGGUGACAGACAUGACAUUAUGUAACGAUAAAUUCAAAAUGAAUUAUUAUAUUUGUAGUAAACGAUAUUAAAAUAGCAUUUCUACGUGGGUUGUGCUUAUAUUUUAUUUAUAUAUUGGGUGCGUUAGAGAUUGUAUGCACAUAGACAUCAUUCGAUUAUUCAAAUAAGUUAACCACAUCUGUUGCUGUUCAACGCAUGAUCGAGAAUCAGUUGCAAUCAAAAACUGUCAAUUAACGAAUAAUUCCAGGACUCAGCCAGUAUAUGAUUAACAGUUAGUGAUGAACAAACUGUAAGACUUGAAGACAUUCCUGUUUUAACAUAUCCUAUCCGGAACCAACGUCAUAUAUUGAAGAAUCACGAUCAACGAAUAAUAAGACAACCCUGCAAAAAUGAUCUUUAGAGUUCUUGGAAAGGAAGAUGUUUCCGAAUUAACUGAAAAAUUAAGAGGAGGUUUCCCGGGGUCCGCUAAGAUAUAUUAUGUGUUGAAGAAUUUUUUACGGGGAACCAUGGAAGGUUUUGAAGUUAUAGUGGACGCAUGGCCGGAAUGGCAGUGUGUGAUACUACGUCCUGUAAAUCAGGAAGCGGUACCUGGUUAUUUCCGGCAUUAUUAUAUAUGUUACGCCAAAACCGUAACUUCUUUAAAAUUCUUCUUACAACGACCAGGUGUGAUAGAUUGGGAUAAGCCUGCGACAUUUACAGGUGUACCAUAUGAUAUAUUACCAGUUAUACAAGAAGUCAGUAAGAAACGCGGUGGUCAACUACCUUAUAUAGAACCUAGAUUUAUGUACUGUUGGUCUAAGGAUCCACCUGAAAUACCCAAAAUUCCAGAAGGUGUUAAACUUACCACAUUGAAACCAGAGCACGCCAAACGUUUGAGGCAGGAUUGGAAUAACGUAAGAGGUGGAAAAGACUUAGAUAACUACUUCCGCAAAGUUAUAGAGAAUUUUGACAGCAGCGCCCUCAUCAAUGCUAAAGGGGAAUUACUAGCGUAUAUAUGUAUGCAGUUUAAUGGCUCAAUGGCCAUGUUACAUGUUCAUGCUGACCAUCGAGGAAAUGGAUACGGUGAAAUUAUAUUAAAAUCCAUGACACAUAAACUGGCAUCAAAAGGCGAAAUUCCAUACGGUUUUGUUCCAUCCAAAGACUUAUUAGGGAUACAGAAGGCCCAGUACUUUGGGUACACAUGGGUCCCUCAGGGAAAUAUGGUCUGGGUACGGUAUAUACCGAAACCUAAAAUAGAUUACUCAAAAACAGGCAGCUUGGAAUCAAGAGAGAAGUUAAAUGCAUCUCACGAGGAAGAAGAAACUCACAUGUUUAUUAACGCCAUUCCAUUGGCAGUCAAUGACAAACCUAAAACUCCAAUGAAUAAUUAUUUUACUACGGCUGUCAGUUCUUCAUAAUCAUUACCAUAACCAGUCUGAUUAGAGUUCAUGACGCAACGUAAUGCUGACUAAUUUGUAGCGGAAAUGGGAUAUCUGGUCGUUUUAAAUAUAUUUCCGCGCAGUCGCAGUUUUUAUCAUAUGAACAAAUGACUUUUACCAAUCAAAAUCGCACUCGGCAAACCUCGGGAGAUUCGGUUACUCUACAUCUAGCCUCGGCUGUAUGGCGGUAAAUGAUAUGUACCUACGCCUAUACAAUUGCGGUGCGGCACCGGUUUACUUAUUAGGAAAACUUGGCGCUUUUAAAAAGAAGUUCUCAAAAUUGCGUCGUUCGAAGGUGUGUAGAAUUUUUAGUGCAAAAUGUCCUUGUUUCAAGAAAAUUGGAUAAACUUGAAAGAAAAACAGCUUUAGACUUUAAAAUAUUUGUAUGAUAAAACAUUCUUCAAAGGCGUCGUCAUGGGCAACGCCGUUGGUAAUCCUGGAACUUGAAAGUAGUUCCAAUGGCGGACUUCGUCAUACAGCUGAGACUAGAUGUAGGGUACUGGAAUCUGUUGAGGUUUGCCGAGUGAUGAAAAUCUAUGACACAAACAGUUCUAAGUGGCCAUUUUAGUUUAGAGUAAUGAUAACUUGUAUGAUUUAACGACAAAGGGAAAUAACUGUUUCAAAAACAAACUGUUUCUCGUGAUAUUUUUUGGCACGUUUAAAAAACGUUUAACGCCAACGGUACUAUGCGAAAUGAAAUGAAAUGGGAGUUUAUAAGUCUUACUUUUCUCAAUCUGAUUAAAACACAGAUCCUA